This is a messenger RNA of Nymphaea colorata (pocket water lily), 3273 nucleotides long. RefSeq names its product pentatricopeptide repeat-containing protein At4g01570. The record is from RefSeq and is a predicted model, not a curated record. The transcript has 3 exons. Gene Ontology annotation, molecular function: protein binding. NCBI's taxonomy places the organism in Eukaryota, Viridiplantae, Streptophyta, Magnoliopsida, Nymphaeales, Nymphaeaceae. The coding region runs from base 53 to 2404 and encodes 783 amino acids.
CAGGAGGCGCUUUCUGUGAAGCCUCCGGUUCCUCCAUUCCUCCCUCCCGUUGAUGCCAUCCGGCGGAGCUCUACCUACUUCCGCCGGAACCCUCCUCCUCGUUGCCUCCAUCAUCAAGACCCUAGCCCGCGGCGGCCCCGCCGACCUCUGCAAGUUGACCUUCCCUCUCUCCGACGACCUCGUCCGCCGCGUCCUCCUCCGCCGCUCCCUCCAGCCUCGUAGAAAGCUCGAUUUCUUCCGAUGGGCUCUUACCCGCCCGGACUACGAUCCCUCUCCGGAGGCUUUCUCCCUCGCUGUUCGCACCAUUUGUCGCUCCCCCACCUCCGCGCCUGUUACUGCGGCCCUUUUCGACGACGAGCUGCCAUUGAUCAUCCGCUCCAUGCGCGGGCGCGGCCUCGCGCUCGACCCCCAAACCUUCAGGCUCCUUAUCGGUGCCUCCGUGCGCUUCGGAAAGUUCGAUCGUGCCCUCGAGGCCCUGGACGACAUGGAGCGCUCCGGGGUUGGCCUCGACCCUGGGGUCUAUGGCUCCGUGCUGGUCGCACUGGCCAGAAAGAAUCAGAUCGCGGUGGCGCUGUCGAUUUUUGACAACGUCCUGGCAUCCGGCGUCGCGAUUCCUGAUAACCUGGCCUGUAACGAGCUCCUUGUCGCCCUACGGAACGCGAAGAUGAAGGACGAGUUCAGACGAGUUUUCGAUGAGCUGAUGAGUAGGGGUUUUAAGCUCGAUAACUGGGGUUACAAUAUCUGCAUUCAUGCGUUCGGGCGCUGGGGGGAAUUGGGCGUCUCAAUGAAGCUAUUUAAGAGGUUGAAGGAAGAAGGGCGGCAGCCAGAUUUGUGUACCUAUAAUUCUUUGAUUCGUGUUCUUUGCUUCGUUGGUAGAUUGGAUGAGGCGUUGGUUUUGUUCGAUGAAUUGAAGGACUCUGGGCACGAGCCAGAUGUGUUUAGCUAUCGGAUCGUUAUCCAGGGUUGUUGCAAAGCUUAUAGAUUAGAAGUUGCAACCAAACUGUUUGACGAAAUGCAGACGAGAAACUGUAGUCCUAGUGUUGUAAUUUAUAAUUCUCUUAUUGACGGGUUGUUCAAGGCGAAGAGAUUAGAAGACGCCUGCACAUUUUUAGAAAAGAUGAUGCAAGAUGGGCUGAGGCCUACCUGUUGGACUUAUAACAUUUUGAUCGAUGGGUUGUUCAAGAACGGGAGAGCAGUGGCUGCCUAUUCGCUUUUCUGUGAUUUGAAGAAGAAGGGGCGGUACGUUGAUGCCAUUACUUAUAGCAUAGUGAUCUUGUAUCUUAUUCGGAAUGGGAGGAUUGAAAGCUCCCUUCAGUUGGUGGAAGAAAUGGAAGCUAGAGGGUUUGUGGUUGACUUAGUCACGCUGACAUCUAUUGUAAUCGGGCUUCACAAAUAUGGUCUCUGGGAUCGGGCUGAGGGGCUAAUGCAGUACGUUCGGAAUGGUAGCCUGGUGAUGAAUGUUCUCCGAUGGAGCUCGGAAAUAGAAGCCGUUAUGCGAUCACCACAGGAUAGAAGUAAGGAUUUCAAGCUUAUGUUUCCUACAGUUGACGAUGCAGACGAGAUUUUGAAUCUGAUGAAAAUAUCUUCUUCCGACGGAAAUUGUGGAACUAGCUUCGGGAGCAUGUCUGAAGGUGAGCUGCAUAAUGCGAUGGUUGGAUCCAACGGAUGGACGUCGUCUUCCUAUAUGGAACGUCUUGCAGGGGAAGGCGAACAUGAUGGCCUUUCUCAAGAGUUUUCUGCACUUAGAGGACGGCGAGUUAGGGAUAAGGGAGUAGAAACCUUUGACAUUGACAUGGUCAAUACAUACAUGUCCAUCUUUCUGGCGAAGGGGAAGUUGAGUUUAGCCUGUAAGUUGUUUGAAAUCUUUACUGAAAUGGGCCGUGAACCAGUGAGCUACACUUACAAUUCUUUGAUGAGCUCUUUUGUCAAGAAGGGAUAUUUCAGCAUAGCAUGGGGAGUUUUGGUUGAGAUGGGGGAGCAAUUAUGUCCUGCUGAUAUUGCAACCUACAGUGUGAUCAUCCAGGGAUUGGGGAAGAUGGGUAAAGCAGAUCUUGCUUGCGCUGUUCUUGAGCAUUUGCUGGAGAAGGGCGGGCAUCUUGACGUUGUCAUGUACAACACUUUGAUCAAUGCACUAGGUAAAGCAGGUCGCCUGGAUGAAGCUAACAACUUAUUCAAACAAAUGACUGUAAGUGGCAUCAACCCAGAUAUUGUCACAUUUAAUACACUCAUCGAGAUCCACAGCAAGCAAGGGCGAGUGAAGGAAGCCUAUAAGUUUCUCAAGAUGAUGUUGGACGCAGGAUGCUCUCCUAAUCAUGUCACAGACACAAUUCUUGAUUCUCUAGAAAAAGAAAUAGAGAAAGCGCGGUAUCAGAAGGCAUCAAUGAAACGUGGGGAUUUUUCUUGAAUAACAGUCGGAAACUCGAAGCGACAAUUACAUGAAGUGCUUUGCUUUUGUGAGAUCUUACAUUAACAGGUCUUGCCAUCUAGAAAGAAGGCACAAACACAAAGGUUUUUUCAUGGUUUUUUGGUGGCACUAAAUCAGCAGAUGAUUUGUAGCCGCUAUCACAAGGUGCUGAGUAAGAUUCCGUUGAAACUGUUGGAAGGUGCAUGAUUUAGCUUGACCGUGAACCAUGCAAGGUGGAAAUUACCAACUUACUUGUCAGACCUCUUUCAAGUGUGUACUUCACAAGCUGAGCAGAUUUGAUCAGCGAGAUGCUUGGUUGAUUUACUGGCACUAGAUACGAAUAGUUGCAUAAGGGUGGGGAAUGCAUUCCAGCUAUAUUUGGAAAAAUUGGCAAAAAUGCCAUUCUUAUGCUGCCAUUUCUUCGUACAGUGUUCGUUUCGAAGAGCUUCAGGCUUUAUAUCUAUAUAUGGAAGACGGCUUCUAGCAGGUUAAAUUCCUGAACAAUGUCCACUAAUAAUUUGGUUACAAUCAACGACACAUCAUCUAUAUGCGCGUGCAUUGGGGACAGGAAAGCAACGGAUUUUCGGAUUGAUGUCACGAUGCGGGGUUGCUCGAUCACUUCGAAGAUUGGUGGAGAACUUCAUCCAGCCUCUUGAUAUGAUUAAGCAAACACUGUUGAAAGUUGUUCAGGUACAACAAUUUUUUUUUUCCCGUGGACUCAAUAAAGUGGCAUAUGUAAGACUAACUAUAAACUUGAGAGGCAUCAACUAUCACGGCCUCAUGAAUUCGUGAGAAUGUAAUAUUGAGUAUUUAAUGAACUAAUGUAAUAUUUGUAUCAUUCUCUAGUAAUGAAUUAGUUGGAUCGGUAA